GGUGCCUUCACUGACCCUUGGUUAUUAGAGUGUCCCUCAGUGGACGUGCACACCAAAAGCGCGUGGGAGUUUCUUUUCGUUCUUCUUCGUUUUUUAAGAUUCCGCUUAGCGUCUAUACACUUCCGCGUUGUGUGUCCGCUGAGGAGGAAGUCUGAAGUGGGGCCGAUGGGCGGCAUCCGUCUGUCUUGUGACCGUUUCGAGGCGCUAGUGCCCGGGUGAAAGUCUCCACACAAGCUAGUGCUCCGACUUUAGCUCUCGAGGAAGGCUGUGACUCGUUCGCGUCUGUUCGUGACUCUCUGACUGUGACUGUCGGGUGCCGUCACGGGGAAGUCGUCGCCAUUCCGAUGCCAGGUGGUGGGAUGGAACAUUGGAGGCUAACUAACUAGCCACUGCGGCACUCGGACGUCAGGAUGCCAGCAGGAGUUUGUGGCUGCUGCGGGCCUCUGAGGCCUCGCUACAAACGUCUGGUAGACAACAUCUUCCCUGAGGACCCCAAGGAUGGUCUGAGCAAGUCGGACAUGGAGAAGCUGACCUUCUAUGCUGUGUCUGCUCCAGAGAAGCUAGAUCGCAUCGGGGCAUACCUGGCAGAGCGUCUCAGCCGCGACGUGGUGCGCCAUCGCUACGGAAAUGUGGUGAUUGCCAUGGAGGCUCUGGAUCAGCUGCUGAUGGCGUGCCACUCGCAGAGCAUCAAGCCCUUUGUGGAGAGCUUCCUGCACAUGGUGGCCAAGCUACUGGAGUCCAGAGAACCAGACCUACAAGUUCUGGGGACCAACUCGUUUGUGAAGUUUGCCAACAUUGAGGAAGAUACUCCAUCUUACCAUCGCCGCUACGACUUCUUUGUGUCUCAGUUCAGCGCCAUGUGCCACUCCACCCACGAAGACCCGGACACCAGGACUAGGAUCCGUGUCGCUGGUAUUAAAGGGCUCCAGGGUGUGGUUCGGAAAACAGUCAAUGAUGAGCUGCAGGCCAUAAUCUGGGAGCCACAACAUAUGGACAAACUCAUCCCUUCCAUGCUCUUCAACAUGCAGGAUGGUGAAGACCUGGACAGGGCCGGAGUGGGACAUCCUAGCACGCCAUGCGUGUCUGAUCAGGAUGUUGACGAGAACCCCUCCACACUGGCAGAGAGCUGCUUCAGAGAACUACUGGGACGUGCCGCCUACGGAAAUAUGAACAAUGCUGUGGAACCAGUGCUGGUGCACCUGGACAACCAUCACCUGUGGGACCCCAACGAGUUUGCUGUUUCCUGCUUUAGGAUCAUCAUGUACUCCAUUCAGGCGCAGCACUCUCACCAUGUCAUCCAGCAGGUCCUGGGCCACCUGGAUACCCACAGCAAAAACACCCCCAGGGUACGCGCAGGCAUUGUACAAGUGCUGCUGGAGACAGUGGCUAUUGCAGCCAAAGGCUCUGUGGGUCCCACGGUGCUGGAGGUGUUCAACACGCUGCUCAAACACUUGAGGAUGAGUGUGGACCUCGAGCUAGGCGAGAGUUCCCGCAGAAACUCAGCUUGCAGCUCCACAUCAGCAGGCCGUGGCAAGGAGAGCGACGAGCGCAUUGUGCAGAAUGCAAUCAUUCAGACAAUUGGAUUCUUUGGUGGUAAUCUCCCCGACUACCAGAGAGCUGAGGUGAUGAUGUUCAUCAUGGGAAAGGUGCCAGUCUAUGGGACACCUUGUCACACACUGGACACUGUUAAGAUUGGGCAUCAGGGGACCAAGAGGAUCCAGACCAUGCUGCUCAGUUCCCUCAUCAUGGUUACAUCAGGUUUCAAGUCCAAGUCAAUGUCAGCUGCUCUACCGUCUCCCUUCCUGGACCCACUCUUCUCCAUCUCGCUCAUGGAGGACAGCGAGCUGCGUCAACUUGUCCUCGAGAUCCUGCAUAACAUCAUUGACAGACAUGACAACCGCGCCAAACUCAGAGGCAUCAGAAUCAUCCCCAAUGUGGCGGCUCUAAAGAUCAAAAGAGAGAAGAUUUCCAAACAGGAUGUGGCCUUCAUGAAAAAGCAUGGCCAGCAACUGUACCGCCACAUCUACCUGGGCUGCAAGGAAGACGACAAUGUGCACAAGAACUUUGAGCUGCUGUUCACCACGCUCGCCAUCCUCACCAUUGAGCUGGCCAACGAGGAUGUCGUAGUUGAGCUUGUGCGCCUCGCCGUCGCGCUGCAGGACAUGGCUCUGUCCACGGAGGAGAAUUUGUCCAUGUGGCUGCGCUGUGGCGUGUUGGCCUUGGUAGCGGCGUACCUUAACUUCCUUGGCCAGAUGAUUGCUAACACCACCUUCUGCCAGCACGUCAGCAAGGUGAUCGAGCUCAGGAACAUGGAUGCUCCCUACCUACUCCCAGAGCAUGUCUUCAGGGACAAGUGCUCGCUUCCCGACUGUUUGGACAAGGAUGACGCGGCGUUGUUCUUCCAGAGCGCAGACAUGGCCGACAGUCUGGCGGGGUCGGGAUACAACGCGGACAGACUCAACGUUCCAUACGUCCCGCAGGUCACAGAUGAAGAGCGCCUGUCCAGGAGGAAGAGUUUUGUGGACACCAUCUCGCUGCAGGUGGACAUAUUGCCCAACAGCCUGCCAGACAAGUCACUGUUGGCUGAGGAGAUCACCUUUGAGACCCUGAAGAAAGCCAUUGACACAAGUGUCCUAGAGGAUCAAGAGCGUGAGCGCCGUCGCCAGGUGAUGGAGAAAUUCCAGAAAGCUCCGUUUGAGGAGAUCGCGGCACACUGCGAGUCCAAGGCCAACAUGCUUCAUGAACGUUUGGCGCAUAUCUUUGAACUCACCAUCAGACCCCCCCCAAGUCCAUCCGGCGUGGUGUCUGUGUCGUCAGGCCACGCCCAACACCAGUCUGUACCGAUCUACGAGAUGAAGUUUCCUGACCUUUGCGUCUACUGAACAUGGGCUAAAAGAAUCAGAACAUAUUGGCAAUUAUAUCGUCGCCAUGACAUCAUCACGUCAUCGCCUUGGGCUGUACUUUGACUUCGCCGCAAACGUGGUAGAGCAUAGAUUUAAAAGCAUAGACCUAAAAACCUGAUUACAUUGCCGUGUCAGCCAAUCACCAGCUUGAUGCUCACAUGCGCUCUCACGUGCACGCUCUGGUACACGGUGUUCAGUGGCAGCUAGGAAAACAACACUUUAGUCUGUUUAAAAUCGCGUGACACAAACCAAACCAAAGGAAAUGACACGGUUGAAAGGUGAGUUGAGGCUCUUCGUCAGGUUCAGCCCGUUGGUGCCAUGUUUAGUUUUUGAUGGUCUUGAAGGUACAUCAACUUGUAGGCCAGCUCAGUCAAGAACUUUAAAGAAGAACCUUAAAUCACUUUAGACAAGUUUAAAGGUGAACCCAACAUAAAAUAUUUUUAUUUUAAAUGUGCAUAUCUUCAUCAGCUGCUGUUUACUUAAAUCUAUAAAGUAUUUUUUCUUAAGAAGAAAAAACGUUUAAAACAUCGCAUCUGCCUUUAUGUAUUCUCUUUUGGGGGCUGCCAUUUUUAGGUGUUUUAACACUUGUGGGGGUGCAAAUCCUCAAGAAUGUGACAUCUAUUUGCCAGUUCCAGCUUAAUUUCCAGCUUUAUUUACUCAGAAAGCCGUGCAGCAUACUAAAUAUUCAAUAACGACUGGCUUCAUAUCGUCUCUGUCGAGCAAAAUCAUUGUAUUAUAAUUUGCCGCACUACUUUGUGGCUGAAGAGUUCCUAUUGGACCAAAGGAUUGUUGUGAUCCAUUUCUAACAAAACUGGCUUGCUUAAAUAUAUCUAACUUAACGAUUUUCAGUUUUUGUCUGAAAAAUAUCCAGACUUUCAAGACUUGUGGUCUUCAGCUGAUACUUAUUACACCCAACAUGGUGAAAAUCCACCCCCAAUAUUAAUCAAUUUUCCAGCUUUUACUUGUAAAUGUUAGGGUUGGGGAGGGGGGGUCACUAGUUCCCCUUUAAUGAACAGGAAGACAUUUGAUGAACUUUGAAGAACUGUAAAUAACUUCACAGAAUUGUGAAAUAACUUUGAAUCGGUUUGAAUUUUAAAGAUUUAGUGAUGUUUCAUAAUACUUGAAGAACUUUGAAUUUCAACUAAGUACAUCCAAACAAUAUAAUGCCCUAAACUUUGAAUACGUUUACAUUUGAGUGAACUUAAAAUAACUUGAAAUGAAGUUGAGAACCGGAACGAACUUUAAACAACUUUGAGGAGAUUCAGUGGCUUUUGUUGAAAGAGAGUCAAGAAUCCGAAAGGAAUCAGGACUUUAGACUCCCUUAAAGAAUUUGGAAUUUCCAGCUUUAAGGAAAUGAAGAAGUUGAACUUGGAGGUUGUCUCAACAACAGGAAUAAUCUAUCAAGAAUUUUCAUGGGCUGACUAAAUUUAAGAACUUUAUUCAAACAAAGUUAUGUGAACUUUCACGAACUGAAGUGAAUCUUAAAUCACCUGAGAGAAGAAGUCAGAACAACUUUUAAGAAGGGCUCAUGCAUUUUGAUGAGCUUGAAAGAAGUUUAAUUUCAAAGUACCUAAAAUAACUUAAAAAAAUAGCUGCUAAGAAAGUUGUUCAACAUUAGUUUCAUGAACUUUUCACUGAAGCUGCGAGGCGAGAAGGUGAAUGGAAGGAGGAUCUCAUUGGCGUGACGAUACGGACGUUGGAUGUGAGUCGUUUCCAUUUUCUUUUGGAUCUUGGAAUAAAAGAUGGUCUCUAAAUGAAUGUUCAGUCGCUUUAACGUGACAGCCGCACUCCACAUGCAUGAUGCACGGCAGCAGUAAAUGGACCAGCAUAGUUGAUUUUCUAAGUUUGUCUUUGUGGAUUAGCCAUUUUAGCACCGGAUCAUCUAUUUUUCUAUCAUUGCCUGCUACUUCCAUCUUGAUUUUUCUGCAGAUGGCAGGAAGUCUGCUCUCCCGUGUUGACUUACAUCACUUGGUAUUUCCUGAUAAAUGUGCAGUAUUUAGUCCAGUAACAGCAAAUCUAUGUGGACAGAUCUAGAUACUUUGUCAAUUUAGGGUUACGACAGCCUUGUGAGUUGAUUGAGGUUUGGAGUUCAGGAAGCAGUCAAAUCAGGGACGUGCAGUAAGGGGGGGGGCAUCGUACAAAUGAUUCAAAUAAAAUUCUUUUCAAUCUCAGUUCUCGCCUCUGUUCAUUAUUGAUUUUUUUUAACCUAGCAAUGUCCAUUCUUUCAUUGUCGUUUUAAGUAAAUUCCCCGCU
Messenger RNA from Syngnathoides biaculeatus (alligator pipefish), 5156 nucleotides. It is a transcript of the gene efr3a, whose product is annotated as EFR3 homolog A (S. cerevisiae). The record is from RefSeq and is a predicted model, not a curated record. The transcript has 23 exons. Gene Ontology annotation, biological process: protein localization to plasma membrane. The coding region runs from base 411 to 2882 and encodes 823 amino acids. NCBI's taxonomy places the organism in Eukaryota, Metazoa, Chordata, Actinopteri, Syngnathiformes, Syngnathidae. Gene Ontology annotation, cellular component: plasma membrane.